AGAGGCGGGAGCCGGGCAGCAGCGCACCCCAGGCGGCGGCAGGCAGCGCCGGAGCGCGCCUGCCUCCCCACCUUGCCUCGCCGCCCUCGGGCACCUUUCGGGGCUCCGGGAGCGCGGGUGGCAGGAGGAGAAGCCCGAAGCCACCGGCCAUGGGGAUCGCUCCGCUGGCGGGCUAAGGAGGGGAGAAGGGGCAGCGCCCCCCUCCCCCAAUCGGAUCCCAGCCCCCCAAAAAACUUUUCUGGCUGGAUGCGGAGCGCGGAUUUCGCCACGAGUGGAUAAAACUGCCGCGUGUCAGCGGUGGGGGGCUCCCCACGCCCCGGGGCUUUGCCAUCUUGGGGCGCCCUGCGAAGCGGGGGCUGGGCGCGGGGGGACCUUGUGCUACCCCCGUUGGAGCAAUCGGGGGAUCCCCGCGGUGCCGAGCCCCGGGCCGAGGCGGGACCUCGUGCGGACAAGUCAAGGCAGCGCUACGUGUCCAGACCCCCCCCCCCCACACCGGCCUCGGGAACUGGGAGCGGAGCCUUUUCUCGCCCGGUGCUUGGGCGGCGCCGGCUGCGGGCCGAGGGCAGCGCGGAUGGGCCGUUUCCCUUAAGAUCGCCCCCUUCCCCGGGGGUCGGCGGCUGGUUUUCGGGGCGCCCCCGGAGCCUGCCUGCCGCAGCCAGCGAGACUUUGCACGGGCGGGAGGAGCAGCCCGAGCCGGCGGCGCGGACCGGGGAAAGGAUUAUAAAAGUCGGGGAAAGUUCCCUUCCCGCCCCCCGCGGACCAUGGCAGGGGGCGGCCGCUGGCAGCCCCUGCUGUGCAUCCUCCUCGCUCUCCAGGGGACCCCCGGCGCCGGGGCUCAAGAUGACGUUUCGCCAUAUUUCAAAACGGAGCCGGUCCGGAGCCAGGUCCACCUGGAAGGGAACCGCUUGGUCCUGACCUGCAUGGCCGAGGGCAGCUGGCCACUGGAGUUCAAAUGGCUUCACAACAACAAGGAGCUGACCAAGUUCUCUCUGGAAUACAGGUACAUGAUCACAUCACUGGACCGCACCCAUGCCGGCGUCUACCGCUGCAUCGUCCGCAAUCGGAUGGGGGCCCUCUUGCAAAGGCAGACGGAAGUCCAGGUGGCAUACAUGGGCAGCUUCGAGGAGAGCGAGACGCACCAGAGCGUGUCCCACGGUGAAGCGGCCGUCAUCCACGCCCCCCGCAUCGCCAGCUUCCCCCAGCCCCAGGUCACCUGGUUCCGGGACGGCCGGAAAAUCCCCCCCAGCAGCCGCAUAGCCAUCACGCUGGAGAACACCCUGGUCAUCCUGUCGACGGUGGCGCCCGACGCCGGCCGGUACUACGUGCAGGCCGUGAACGACAAGAACGGGGAUAACAAGACCAGCCAGCCCAUCACUCUCACCGUGGAGAAUGUCGGCGGCCCGGCCGAUCCCAUCGCUCCCACCAUCAUCAUCCCGCCCAGGAACACCAGCGUGGUGGCCGGCACCUCGGAAGUGACCAUGGAGUGCGUGGCCAACGCCAGGCCGCUGAUGAAGCUGCACAUCGUCUGGAAGAAGGACGGGGCGCAGCUCUCCAGCGGGCUCAGCGACUACAACCGCCGACUCACCAUCCUCAACCCCACGCUGGGCGACAGCGGGUACUACGAGUGCGAGGCCGUGCUGCGCAGCAGCAGUGUGCCCGCCGUGGCGGAGGGCGCCUUCCUCGCCGUGCUGGAGCCACCCCAGUUUGUCCAGGAGCCGGAGAGGCACGUCACGGCUGAGAUGGAGAAGGUGGUGACCAUCCCUUGCCAGGCCAAAGGCGUCCCGCCGCCAGCCAUGGCCUGGUACAAGGACGCGGCCCUCGUGCACGUGGAGAAGCUCUCGCGGUUCCGGCUGCUGGGCGACGGGAGCUUGCAGAUCAGCGGGCUGGUGCCCGAUGACACCGGCAUGUUCCAGUGCUUCGCCCGCAAUGCCGCCGGCGAGGUGCAGACCUCCACGUACCUGGCAGUGACCAGCAUCGCUCCCAACAUCACCAAGGGCCCCCUGGACAGCACCGUGAUCGACGGCAUGUCCGUGGUUCUCAGCUGCGAGACCUCGGGGGCGCCGAGGCCGGCCAUCACCUGGCAGAAAGGGGAGCGGAUCCUGGCCAGCGGCUCGGUGCAGCUGCCGCGCUUCACCCUGCUGGAGUCGGGCAGCCUCCUCGUCAGCCCCACGCACAUCGCCGACGCCGGCAGCUACACCUGCUUGGCCACCAACUCCCGUGGGGUGGACGAGGCCUCUGCGGACCUCGUCGUGUGGGCCCGCACCCGCAUCACCAGCCCCCCUCAGGACCAGAGCGUCAUCAAGGGAACCAAAGCCUCCAUGAGCUGCGGCGUCACCCACGACCCCAGCGUGGCUGUCAGGUACAUCUGGGAGAAGGACGGCACACCCGUCAGCGUGGACAGCAUCCCGCGGCUCCGGCUGGACGAGGAGGGCACCCUGCACAUCUCCCAGACCUGGUCCGGGGACAUCGGCACCUACACCUGCCGGGUCCUCUCCGCCGGGGGCAACGACUCCCGCAGCGCCCACCUGCGCGUCAGGCAGCUCCCCCAUGCCCCGGAGAACCCAGUGGCCUCGCUGAGCCCGCUGGAGAAACGUGCCAUCAACCUGACAUGGGCCAAGCCCUUCGAUGGGAACAGCCCCUUGCUGCACUACAUCCUUGAGGUCUCGGAGAACAAUGCCCCCUGGACCACCCUCAUGGCUAGCGUGGACCCUGAGGCGACCUCCGUGGUGGUGCGAGGCCUGGUGCCCGCGCGCUCCUAUCAGUUCCGCCUCUGCGCUGCCAACGACGUGGGCAAAGGGCAGUUCAGCCGGGACACCGAGAGGGUGUCCCUGCCAGAGGAGCCCCCCACCGCGCCCCCCCAGAACGUCAUCGCCAGCGGCAGGACCAACCAGUCCAUCAUGCUCCAGUGGCAGCCGCCUCCUGAGAACCACCAGAACGGCCUCUUGAAAGGUUACCUCAUCAGGUACUGCCUGGCCGGCCUGCCCGUCGGCUAUCAGUUCAAGAACAUCACCAAUGCCGAGGUCAACAACCUGCUCCUGGAGGAUCUCAUCAUCUGGACCAACUACGAGAUCGAGGUGGCGGCGUACAACAGCGCCGGCCUGGGGGUCUACAGCGCCAGGGUGACCGAGUGGACCCUGCAGGGAGUUCCCACCGUGCCCCCGGGCAACGUACAGGCCGAGGCCACCAACGCCACCACCAUCCGCUUCACCUGGAACCCCCCCAGCCCCCAGUUCAUCAAUGGCAUCAACCAGGGAUACAAGCUGAUCGCGUGGGAGCCGGAGCAGGCGGAGGAGGUGACCAUGGUGACGGUGAGGCCCAACUUCCAGGACAGCAUCCACGUGGGCUACAUCGGGGGCCUGAAGAAGUUCACAGAGUACUUCACCUCCGUGCUGUGCUUCACCACGCCGGGCGACGGCCCGCGCAGCCCGCCGCAGCUGGUGCGCACCCACGAGGACGCGCCUGGCCCCGUGGGGCACCUCAGCUUCAGCGACAUCCUGGACACGUCGCUGAAGGUCAGCUGGCAGGAGCCCCUGGAGAAGAACGGCAUCUUGACCGGCUACCGGAUCUCCUGGGAGGAAUACAACCGCACCAACACACGGGUGACGCACUACCUGCCCAACGUCACCCUGGAGUACCGCGUCACCGGCCUCACCGCCCUCACCACCUACACCAUCGAAGUGGCCGCCAUGACAUCCAAGGGGCAGGGCCAGCUGUCCUCCUCCACCAUCUCCUCCGGGGUCCCUCCAGAGCUCCCCGGCGCGCCGACCAAUCUGGGCAUCUCCAACAUCGGCCCGCGCUCCGUCACACUCCAGUUCAGGCCGGGCUACGACGGGAAGACCUCCAUUUCCCGCUGGCUGGUGGAAGCUCAGGUGGGUCAGAUCGGCGAGAACGAGGAGUGGGAGCUUAUUCACCAGCUGGCCAACGACCCCGACGCCCGCUCCAUGGAGGUGCCCAACCUCCACCCGUACAUGUACUACAGCUUCCGCCUGCGGCAGGUGAACAUCGUGGGCACCAGCCCGCCCAGCGUGCCCUCCAGGAGGAUGCAGACCCUGCAGGCUCCCCCGGACGUGGCGCCCGCCAACGUCACCCUGCGGACGGCCAGCGAGACCAGCCUGUGGCUGCGCUGGAUGCCGCUCCCAGAGCUGGAGUACAAUGGGAACCCGGAGUCGGUGGGCUACAGGCUGCGGUACACGCGGGCGGACGGGCGGGGCAGGACGGUGGCGCACGUGAUCCACGACCGGGUGGAGCGGGAAUACACCAUCGAGGACCUGGAGGAGUGGAUGGAGUACCGCGUGCAGGUGCAGGCCUUCAACGCCAUCGGGGCCGGGCCCUGGAGCCAUGUCGUGCUGGGGCGUACCAGGGAGUCAGUCCCCUCGUCCGGCCCCACCAACGUGUCCGCGCUGGCCACCACCUCCAGCAGCAUGCUGGUCCGAUGGAACGAGAUCCCUGAGGCGGAUCGCAAUGGGCUCAUCCUUGGCUACAAGGUCGUGUACAAGGAGAAGGACUCGGACGCGCGGGCCCGGUUCUGGCCGGCGGAGGGGAACGCCUCCCGCAGCGCCCAGCUCGCGGGCCUGGGCAAGUACGUGCUGUAUGAGAUCCGUGUGCUGGCCUUCACCCGGAUCGGAGACGGCGCGCCCAGCUCCCCGCCCAUCCUGGAGAGGACUCUGGACGACGUGCCUGGGCCCCCAGUGGGCAUCCUCUUCCCAGAAGUGAGGACCACCUCAGUCCGGCUGAUCUGGCAGCCUCCAGCCGCGCCUAACGGCAUCAUUCUAGCGUACCAGAUCACCCACCGCCUGAACACCACCAGCGCCAACGCCGCCACCGUGGAGGUGCUCAACCCCAGCGCCCGCCAGUACACGGCCGCCGGCCUGCAGCCAGAGUCGACCUACCUCUUCCGCAUCACGGCGCAGACCCGCAAAGGCUGGGGCGAGGCGGCCGAGGCGCUGGUGGUCACCACCGAGAAGAGAGACCGCCCGCAGCCCCCCAGCAAGCCCAUGGUGCAGCAGGAGGACGUGAAGGCCCGCAGUGUGCUGCUGUGCUGGGAGCCGGGCAGCGACGGCCUCUCCCCGGUCCGGUACUACACCGUGCAGACCCGCGAGCUGCCGGCUGGCGAGUGGACACUGCACUCCGCCUCCGUCAGCCACAACGCCACCUCCUUCGUCGUGGACAGGUUGAAGCCCUUCACCUCCUACAAGUUCCGCGUCAAGGCGACCAACGACAUUGGGGACAGCGAAUACAGCCAGGAGUCGGAGUCACUCACCACCCUGCAGGCCGCCCCAGAGGAAGCCCCCACCAUCCUCUCGGUCACGCCUCACACCACCACCUCCGUCCUGAUCCACUGGCAGCCCCCCAACGAGGACAAGAUCAAUGGGAUCCUGCUGGGUUUCCGGAUCCGCUACCGCGAGCUGGUCUACGACGGGCUGCGCGGCUUCACCACGCGCAGCAUCAGCAGCCCCGGCGCCAAGUGGACGGAGCUCACCCCAGGGUACGCCGUGCGGAACCUGACCGGAGCCGACCUCACGCACCAUCAACUGGACAAUCUGAGCAAGCACAGGCGUUACGAGAUCCGCAUGAGUGUGUACAAUGCCGCGGGCGAGGGGCCCUCCAGCCCCCCCCAGGAGGUCUUCGUAGGCGAGGCGGUGCCCACCGCCCCGCCGCAGAACGUGGCCGUUCAGACCGCCACGGCCACCCAGCUGGACGUCACGUGGGAGCCGCCGCCCCUGGAGGCACAGAACGGUGACAUCCAGGGCUAUAAGAUCUAUUUCUGGGAGGCCCAGCGCCAGAAUGGCACAGAGCGGGUGAAGACGCUCUUCCUGCCCGAGAACGGGGCCAAGCUGAAGAACCUCACGGGAUACACCUCGUACCUGAUCACCGUCUCGGCCUUCAACGCCGCCGGGGACGGGCCCCGCAGCGCCCCCGUCAGGGGCAGGACGCAGCAGGCAGCCCCCAGCGCCCCCAGCACCAUCCGGUUCAGCGAGCUGACCACCACCUCGGUGAACGUCUCCUGGGAGCCGCCUCUGCUGCCCAACGGCGUCCUGGAAGGGUACAGGCUGGUCUAUGAGCCCUGCACGCCUGUGGACGGCGUGAGUAAGAUCGUGACGGUGGACGUGAAGGGGAACAGCCCCCUGUGGAUGAAGGUGAAGGACCUGGUGGAGGGCGUGACGUACCGGUUCCGGAUCCGGGCCAAAACCUUCACCUACGGGCCCGAGAUCGAGGCCAAUAUCACCACGGGGCCGGGGGAAGGUGCCCCCGGACCACCGGGUGAGCCCUUCAUCUCCCGGUACGGCUCAGCCAUCACGAUCCACUGGGCAAAUGGGGAUCCCGGCAAGGGGCCCAUCACCCGAUACGUCAUCGAGGCCCGGCCCUCAGACGAGGGGCUGUGGGACAUCCUCAUCAAGGACAUCCCCAGGGAGGUGACCUCCUAUACCUUCAGCAUGGACAUCCUGAAGCAGGGGGUCAGCUACGACUUCCGGGUCAUUGCCGUCAAUGACUAUGGCUACGGGACGCCCAGUGCACCCUCCCCUUCUGUCUCAGCCCAGAAAGCCAACCCCUUCUAUGAGGAGUGGUGGUUCCUGGUGGUCAUCGCCUUGGUCGGGCUCAUCUUCAUCCUCCUGCUGGUCUUCGUCCUCAUCAUCCGCGGCCAGAGCAAGAAGUAUGCCAAGAAAUCAGACUCAGGGAACAACUCCAAGGCGAACGCGCUGAGCCAUGGGGAGAUGGUGAGUCUGGACGAGGGCAGCUUCCCUGCCUUGGAGCUCAACAACCGGCGCCUCUCCGUCAAGAACUCCUUCUGCAGGAAGAACGGGAUCUACACCAGGGGAGCGACAGCGAGUACGAAGUGGAUCAGAACCAGCAGAAGGCCCACUCCUUCGUCAACCACUACAUCAGCGACCCCACCUACUACAACUCCUGGCGGCGCCAACAGAAGGGCAUCUCCCGGGCCCAGGCCUACAGCUACACGGAGAGCGAUUCCGGCGACCCCGACCACUGCCCCUUGUCCAACAGCACCAGCACCCAGCAAGGCAGCCUCUUCCGGCCCAAAGUCAGUAGGACUCCAACCCCCCAGACGCCCGUCAACCCCCCCAGCCAGCAGAGCACCCUGUACCGCCCCCCCAGCAGCCUGGCGCCGGGCUCUCGAGCCCCCAUUGCGGGAUUUUCUUCUUUUGUUUGAUGGUUUCAAAAGAAAUAAAGAAAAGCGAAAAAGGACAAGAAAUCCCAAACCCACGUUUACGUCCAGAGUUAUUUUUUCCGAGGCAAAGGAGAUGUCCCGGCAGGGCGAGCCCAGCGCCGGCCGGGGAGAGACAAGCGGACCCGGUUCGGAGUCUAAUCAUUUGCUGCUUCCAGAGGCGCAUGGAGCCAUAUAGAAAGGGCACCCCCUGAAAGGAUCUUUGCAAAAGCUUGCAGGGCCGCGGGUCCGUCUGUGGGGGGCCUUCUCUUCUCUUUGAGGCUGAGGCGCAGAGAGGAAAGUUACAGGGUAAAGGACGGCAGCUGGCGGGCUCCCGGCCGACGCUGGUGUCUCCACAGGGCGCUGGCUCCUUGCGGGCGGGUUUACUCAAGGGCCUUUGCUGACAGGACAGACCCACCCCUUGUGGGCCAAAGCUUUCUUUGUGCGCUCCCUGAAAGGCCAGCCAGCUAGCGUCCAGAGGAGCGGGGCGUGCAAGAGCCGUCGGCCAGUGUGGUCGCACAAAACUUCAACCGGCAAACCCACGCCAGUGACCAACGGUGUCCUCGGCCCAGCACCGCAGAGCCUGACGUGGGAUGGGAACGGUGCUGCUCUUCCGCUCAGCGUUAGGUGGGAACAACGCCUGCAGGCACCUUGCUUCCCAGUGGGCCACAGACGUGCCCGAUGGCCCACGUGCUGCACAUGGGACCCGCUUUGCCAGGCUGCCCGCUCGGCUCGCCGGUCCCUCCUCUGCCAGUCUCCCCGUGACACGCCAUGUCAGAGUGUGGAAAAGUGACAAACCGAAACACAAAGCCCGUAGGCAGCCAUUUGGUUUGCUGCAUUGGGGUGGGAUGUGGGGGGUGGAGAGUGGAUUUGGGGGGGACGGGGAUGCUGGAGUUGUGAUCGAUUUACUUGAAUCCUUCUGGAGGAGACACCCCCCUCCCAGCCCCCCUUAUCCCUGGCGAGAAGCUGGGGAGGGGGCCUCUGCGGUCGAACUGCGCCACGGGGCAGGUGACCAGCACGGGGGCAUCGCUUAUCGGCACAGCAAUUCAUUUCUUCCUUCCUUGGCCCCAUCCUGGAGGGGGGGAGGGAAAGGAAAAUGCCCCGGGUCCCGGGAUGGUUGUGGGGCGAGAUGUACCCUCCGCCUACAACGUGGUCCUCUCCCCCUGGCUUGGGACGGACGCUGCCCCUUUAACUCCAGCAGAACAGAGGGGGCGGGGCGGGGCUCUGCUGGUGUGAUGGACUGGCAGCCGCAGUCUUUGUUUUGUGUUGUUUUAGUGCCCAGGUUUGGCGGGGGAUGCGAGGGGAGGGGGCCAGAAUCGGGAUGAGGGGGAUCGGUGGUGGUGGUUGUUUCCAGCAUUGCAAAACACACACAGUGCCUACUUGUCAGCUGGAUCCCGAACUCCUCAGCCGUCUUCCCUUCUGCGCGGGUGCGAAGUACGAGCUGGAGGGUCCGGCUGUCUCCUGCUGUGUCCCCAUCCUUCUGCAGAGGGGGUCCGGAGCUGUCACCGUGGUGAUUAGCCCCACGUGCUCUCGCCCGUAUUUGCACAUUCUCGGCCCAGGCUGGUUGACAGAGGAUUGAACCUGGUGCGUGGGGUCCCUUUAAUAAAGACUCAAAAGC
Messenger RNA from Trachemys scripta elegans, 8780 nucleotides. It is a transcript of the gene SDK2, whose product is annotated as sidekick cell adhesion molecule 2. The record is from RefSeq and is a predicted model, not a curated record. Lineage: Eukaryota; Metazoa; Chordata; Testudines; Emydidae. Gene Ontology annotation, molecular function: protein binding.